This is a messenger RNA of Miniopterus natalensis, 1332 nucleotides long. The record is from RefSeq and is a predicted model, not a curated record. NCBI's taxonomy places the organism in Eukaryota, Metazoa, Chordata, Mammalia, Chiroptera, Miniopteridae.
AUGCUCGGGCACAGCCGCAACGGGCAGGCCCACGUGCCCCGGCGGAAACGCCGCAACCGCUUCGUCAAGAAGAACGGCCAAUGCAACGUCUACUUCGCCAACCUGAGCAACAAGUCGCAGCGCUACAUGGCGGACAUCUUCACCACCUGCGUGGACACGCGCUGGCGCUACAUGCUCAUGAUCUUCUCCGCGGCCUUCCUCGUCUCCUGGCUCUUCUUUGGCCUCCUGUUCUGGUGCAUCGCGUUCUUCCACGGUGACCUGGAGGCCAGCCCAGUGGUGGCCACGGCGGGGGCCCCCGUGGGCAGCGGCGGGGCGGCCCCAGUGACCCCCAAGCCAUGCAUCAUGCACGUGAACGGCUUCCUGGGCGCCUUCCUGUUCUCGGUGGAGACGCAGACGACCAUCGGCUACGGGUUCCGGUGCGUGACGGAGGAGUGCCCGCUGGCGGUCAUUGCCGUGGUCGUCCAGUCCAUCGUGGGCUGCGUCAUUGACUCCUUCAUGAUCGGCACCAUCAUGGCCAAGAUGGCCAGGCCCAAGAAGCGGGCGCAGACACUGCUGUUCAGCCACCACGCGGUCAUCUCGGUGCGUGACGGCAAGCUCUGCCUGAUGUGGCGCGUGGGCAACCUGCGCAAGAGCCACAUCGUGGAGGCCCACGUGCGGGCCCAGCUCAUUAAGCCCUACAUGACCCAGGAGGGCGAGUACCUGCCGCUGGACCAGCGGGACCUCAACGUGGGCUAUGACAUUGGCCUGGACCGCAUCUUCCUGGUGUCGCCCAUCAUCAUCGUCCACGAGAUAGAUGAGGACAGCCCCCUGUACGGCAUGGGCAAGGAGGAGCUGGAGUCCGAGGACUUUGAGAUCGUGGUCAUCCUCGAGGGCAUGGUGGAGGCCACAGCCAUGACCACCCAGGCCCGCAGCUCCUACCUGGCCAGCGAGAUCUUGUGGGGCCACCGCUUCGAGCCCGUGGUCUUCGAGGAGAAGAGCCACUACAAGGUGGACUACUCGCGCUUCCACAAGACCUACGAGGUGGCCGGCACGCCCUGCUGCUCCGCCCGGGAGCUGCAGGAGAGCAAGAUCACGGUGCUGCCCGCCCCGCCCCCCCCGCCCAGUGCCUUCUGCUACGAGAACGAGCUGGCCCUGCUGAGCCAGGAGGAGGAGGAGCUGGAGGAGGAGGCGGCCGCGGCGGCCGUGGCCGCAGGCCUGGGCCUGGAGGCAGGCUCCAAGGAGGAGGCGGGCAUCAUCCGGAUGCUCGAGUUCGGCAGCCACCUGGACCUGGAGCGCAUGCAGGCCACCCUCCCGCUGGACAACAUCUCCUACCGUAGGGAGUCGGCCAUCUGA